AGAAUGCUGAGCGUGAAACUGCAGAAGCCACAUGCUUGAUUGUCGCCUACAUAUUAUAUGUUGAAUCAAUAUAAAUGAAAAUCCUCACCAUUUACACAUAGAACUGGAAGUAGUCGCGAAAUCAGAGCUAAGUAUAAUUCAGGAAGGUACUUAUAUAAGUAGACUCAUUGGCGAAAAACAAAAACAUAUUCGUAAACAUAUGUAGUAUCUAUAACAUUAUGGUACGUAAGUUGUAGUCUCACUCAAGGUGAGCUUCGCCUUCAUCUUGUCAAACAGAAACACUGGAAAAAAAUGAAGAAUUUAACUUCUACAGUGACGGUGUAUAGUCUUGCUGGUGAGAGCAUAGGAGAGAUAGCACUUGCAGCCACUGCUGAAAAUAGUGCUCAUCACGACGAGAAUGUCGUGGGAGCUGGGACAGCUGGGCAGCUUGGAGAUGUUGCGGUUCGGGAUGUGCGCGAGAUGGCCGGAAACUUCUUCAAUGUUCCAUUGACUCAUACGUUGGUUUUCUAUGCCGGAAAAGAUGUAACUGGUCGUGAGUUUUUCAAUCUUGAAGAUUCUGGCUUGGCACCAAGACCCGAUCUUGGGGACAAUGACAACGAGAAAACUUCUGAGAUUCCUGAUAUUCACGUAGCUGUCGACAACUCUGAGCGAGCUACGUGGCUGAGAGCGCUUCGAGGCCUGGAGGAAUUUCUUUACCUG
This is a messenger RNA of Amoebophrya sp. A25, 699 nucleotides long. The record is from the annotation of a GenBank genome assembly. Lineage: Eukaryota; Dinophyceae; Syndiniales; Amoebophryaceae.